Malus domestica (apple) is the source of this 849-nucleotide messenger RNA. RefSeq lists its product as uncharacterized. Gene Ontology annotation, biological process: systemic acquired resistance. Gene Ontology annotation, molecular function: fatty acid binding. Lineage: Eukaryota; Viridiplantae; Streptophyta; Magnoliopsida; Rosales; Rosaceae. The record is from RefSeq and is a predicted model, not a curated record.
GUAAUCGCUUCAUCUCAAAAUCUCUAAUGAUCAAAUGCCAGUCUUUUAUUGGAGCAAAGUGAAACAGAUGUCUCAGACCAAUUUCUGUACCCAGAAGUGCUUAAAAAUAAGCAAUAAUUUGGUUCUAGUGCCACUUCCACUAGUAGUGAGUGGAUGAAUAGAAAACCCACAUUUUCUGCUCAGAUUCAAGUAUAAAAACCCCAUCACACACAGAUUAUUUCAUUGCACCAUUGUGGAAUUGUGAGAUAUAACUUUUCAUUAACUUCAAACUUCUGCAUUGUGAACCAACACAAAAAUGGCAGCUGCAGUGAAAUUUAUUUGCGUGUUAGGGUUUCUUGCAGUUUUUAGCAUUGCUAUGAUUGAAAGGGUUGAUGGGGCAAGUGCUUGUGGAAAAGCUAGUCCAGACGAAGAGGCCGCCAAGCUUGCUCCUUGUGCAGAUGCCGCACAAGAUGAAAAGGCUGCUGUUUCCGCUAGUUGCUGUCAGAUAGUCAAGAGGAUGGGACAAAACACUAGCUGCCUCUGUGCCAUCCUGCUUUCUGACGCCGCCAAGAGCUCUGGCGUCAAGCUUGAGGUUGCGAUAACCAUUCCUAAGCGCUGCAACUUAGCCAACCGCCCAGUCGGUUACAAGUGCGGAGGCUAUACCCUGCCGUGAAUGAAGGUAAGGAAAGGUUGAAGGCUUAGGCCAUGGAGUCGUACGUCUGGUUAAUAUAUUUGAAGUAGUUGGCUACUAGUGUGACUAAUUAAGUAGGAUUACUGCUUUGUAAAUUGGCAAUAAAUUAAAGCUAGUAGCCCGUAUCAUGUAUAUGUAUCCUUCCUUCUCGUACAAUAAAAAUAUGCAAUUUCCCGGAA